AUGGCAAGUGGAACGGGCCCAGCACCGAAUCAGAUCGCCACUGUAACAUUCUGGCGCGGCCUGUGGUCAGAGCCCGUAAACCACAGCGAGGGCUCUUGGACGGAAGUUGUAGCGAGUCAGUGUGCGAGUAUAACUCCCAUGGACCCCGUCAUUAUAACGCCGGAUGACGUAGCCGAGGCGGUCCGUAUGGCCCCGAACUGGAAAAGUCCGGGACUCGACGGGCUGCAUCACUACUGGCUGAAGGGGUUUGUGGUGUCACACUGUGCUCGCCCGACAGUUCCAAGACGCUCUCAACCAGAAGUCGCUCCCGAGCCUCUUCACUACUGA
Molecule: messenger RNA, 327 nt
Organism: Parnassius apollo (apollo)
Lineage: Eukaryota; Metazoa; Arthropoda; Insecta; Lepidoptera; Papilionidae
Source: the annotation of a GenBank genome assembly